Molecule: messenger RNA, 753 nt
Organism: Drechmeria coniospora
Lineage: Eukaryota; Fungi; Ascomycota; Sordariomycetes; Hypocreales; Ophiocordycipitaceae
Product: smr domain-containing protein
Exons: 3
Coding region: 1-753 (250 amino acids)
Source: RefSeq, a predicted model, not a curated record
AUGUCGAUGCCCCUGACGAGACUGCCCGAACGAGCGCACCGCUCCGGCGACGAUGACGACGUCGAGCGCGAGUACGACCGGCUACGCGACCUCGCCCGCGCCGAGGCCGACAAGCGAAACGGAUGCUACGAACGGACGGAGCGCGAGGCUGACGACGACGGAGCACAGUCCAAGCAGGCCUACAACGCCGGCGACGGCGCGGCCGCCAAGGAACUCUCCAACCAGGGCAAGAUGCACGACCGCAAGAUGGACGAGCUCAACAAGCAAGCGUCCGACUACAUCUUCCGCGAGAACAACGCGCUCGGCAAGGUCGAGGGCGAUCAGAUCGACCUGCACGGCCAGUUCGUCGAGGAGGCCGAGCGCAUCCUCGAGCAGCGCAUCCGCGCCGACCAGGCCAACGGUCAGACGCACCUGCACGUCAUCGUCGGCCGGGGCAACCACUCGACCGGCCAUCAGCAGAAGAUCAAGCCGAGGGUCGAGGAGCUGUGUCGUCGGCUCGGGCUCCAGUGCCAGACCGAGGAGAAUGCCGGCCGCAUCUAUGUCAACCUGCAAGGAGGCGCGCCCCUCCCGCCGCCGCAGCAGCAUCACGGAGGCCAGCAGCACCACGGAGGCCAGCAGCACCACGGAGGCCAGCAGCACCACGGGGGCCAGCAACAGCAUGGCGGCCAGCAAGACGAGAUUGCGAAACUUGUCGAGAAGGCACUGCCCCGCAUUCUGCGCAAGCUCGAGAAGGCCUGCUGCGUCAUCAUGUAG